Helianthus annuus (common sunflower) is the source of this 768-nucleotide messenger RNA. Its product is annotated as chaperone protein dnaJ 8, chloroplastic. The transcript is spliced from 3 exons. NCBI's taxonomy places the organism in Eukaryota, Viridiplantae, Streptophyta, Magnoliopsida, Asterales, Asteraceae. The record is from RefSeq and is a predicted model, not a curated record. The coding region runs from base 175 to 660 and encodes 161 amino acids.
UGUCUUCUCCAAUGCUGACCAUUUCUUCACUCAACAUUCAACAAUAUGAACAAUCAACUUCUUUCACACACCAUUUCUUAUUUCAAACUCUAUCCGCUUUCAUACUUUAACGACACCCUUAUUAUUAAUCUCAUCAUUUGAAGGUCUGUUAGGAAGAUAUAUUUUGUAAAUAUAAUGGCAACGGCUGGUGGAGUAAUCAACGGUUGCGUUUCAUCGUCUUCGUCUUCGUCGUCGUUUGGAAGACUGAAAAGUUGUCGGGAGAAGAUGAUGGCGAACGGUGGUUCGGGUAAAAGGUUUCGAGUAUGUUGUGGUUCUACUAAUAAUGAUCUUGCUUCGGAUCCGUAUAAAGUGUUGAGGGUUCAACCUGGUGCUUCUGAAUCUGAGGUUAAAACUGCUUUUAGACAGCUUGCUUUGAAGUAUCAUCCGGACGUAUGCAAAGAAAGCGAUGGAGGAAUUCGGUUUCAAGAAAUAAACGAAGCUUAUGAUACGGUAAUGAGUAAUUUGCGAGGUGAAACCAGUGUCGGUGAAAUGGAUGAUGGACCGUUGGAUGAGACAAUGAGAGGAAUGAACGAUCCAGAUUGGGAGUUGUGGGAAGAAUGGAUGGGUUGGGAAGGAGGAGGUAUUCGUGAUUAUUCUUCACACAUUAAUCCUUACAUCUAAUUUAUAUGUCUAAGCAAAGUAAAAAUAUGUGAUUCUUAUCUUGUAAAUUAAGAACAUUCAAUAAAUGUCAAUAACAUGAUUUCUAAUUUAUAUGUUUUAUCGACUAAA